Molecule: messenger RNA, 897 nt
Organism: Fusarium tjaetaba
Lineage: Eukaryota; Fungi; Ascomycota; Sordariomycetes; Hypocreales; Nectriaceae
Exons: 2
Coding region: 1-897 (298 amino acids)
Source: RefSeq, a predicted model, not a curated record
AUGGCGACAGGCUUGGAAGCUCUCGGCGCAGUUUGUGCCAUCGUUCAACUCAUACAAUUUUCUUUCAAAGUCGUCGUAGGCUUCAAGAAAGUUUACGAUGGUGAGCCUACAGAUUAUAAUGUGCUCGAAGCACAUGUAAAUGAUAUGCACGAAAACUCGGUCCUAGUUAACAGGCGCUUCCAAUCACUCGGCAUCUCAGAAAAAUCACCACCAGUGGAGCAGGAGCUUCAAGGCGUGGCAAAUAGAUGCCGAGAUACCGCCAGAGAACUACAAAUUGAACUCCGCUACGUGACAAAGAACCAGCAAAAGGGCAACUGCGCCAGUGCCAUAUCAUACACUUUCAGGUCUCUGCUGCGUCGGGGCAGAAUCGAACGUCUGCGGAGAAGCCUAGACAUGGAGAAAAAGCUUAUGGAAACCCGACUUCUGAUACCGAUCUGUUCUCAAAAUGAUGCCAAAGACCUUCUGGAUGAUCAGAGAUUCACGAGCCUUGAGAAUUAUAUCAAAAUUGUGAUCAUACAGAUAUCCAAAGGAAAUUACAAGCUAGAGGCACUCAUCUCUGCGGAGCACAAAAUCACACGCGACAUCAUCAUGCAAGAAUCAGCGAAUACGCGCCAAACAGUCAAAAACGUCCUCGUAACAGAAUCGCAGCGGAGAGAUUUCCUCGAAAGUCUUAGGUUUCCUGAAAUGAAGAAAAGAUACAAUGAUCUCAAAGGCUCUGGGGAGGUGAGCUUCGGUCGCGUCUUUGCCUCAUAUGAAAGCAUGAGCAGCACGGAAGUGGCAGCCAGACUCAACGAAGCCACGGUAGAAUCUCCCGAGGCAGAGAAUUCCACUGAUAUGUCUGCGACAGUCAUGGAAGAUGAUCGAGAUAUUGAUUCAACGUGGAGCGUCUUCAAAUAA